Molecule: messenger RNA, 6789 nt
Organism: Anthonomus grandis grandis
Lineage: Eukaryota; Metazoa; Arthropoda; Insecta; Coleoptera; Curculionidae
Exons: 10
Coding region: 125-6775 (2216 amino acids)
Biological process (GO): tRNA aminoacylation for protein translation
Cellular component (GO): cytoplasm
Molecular function (GO): ATP binding; aminoacyl-tRNA ligase activity
Source: RefSeq, a predicted model, not a curated record
AGUCAUUUUAAGUGUGUUUUUCCUUAAAAAUCCAAAACCUAAUUCCUUAUGUUUUUAAUGCCAAAUCUCUAAGACUCAUAGGUCCAUUUCAUUCUUUCAAAAUUUGCACUUUAAGUAGAAUGAAAUGCCCAAUAAGAAACCCCAUCACAAUAAAACCCAUCGGCAGCAUAAAGAAAAACAUGCCUCCAAGUCAAAAAUACACAAAAGGCCCAAGGAAGCUGUAGGCCAACCACCACCAGCAUUAUCCCCUAUCCAGGAAAUAUCCAAAGAAAAGUUAAGAAUCGAUAAACAUGCCUGUGGGGAUUUUGCCCAACCAAAGUUGGAAACUCCAGAGAAUCCUAGUAAAGAAAACCAGCCUGAUAUUGACGGGAUGAACAAUUUUUUUAGAGAACAAUACACCAAAAUAAGGCACCAAUCCCUGGAGAAACCGGAAACCAGUUUACUGGAUAAAUCCAAAACCAUCUUCAGAAAAGAGAAGUCUUUUAAUGACGCUCUUAAUAAUGACCUAAUCAGACAUGAAGUUCACCAUAAAAAAGAGAAAGAAGACCAGCCGAUAGACAAGAAAAAGAAGAAGCACCACCACCACCACCACCAUCAUCAUCAUAAAUCCAGAAAAAGUGAAAAGCAACCUGCUGAAGACAAGGUGAAAGAUAAGGAGGAAAAAAAGCGGCAUAAACACCAUCACAGAUCCAAAGAAAGCAAAUCACCCCUAUUAGAGAAUCCAUUGAACACUAGGGUGCAAGAAGUGGUUUUCUGUCAAUUGCCACGAAAUCCGUUUAAGUUAAAAAAUGACAAGGAUAUAUCUGAGAUUAAGGAUCUUUAUAAGCGAUCGAACAGGGAGAAGAAGAAGGAUCAGGUUAAGUCAAUGUCACGAGAGGAAGUGAGAAGGAAACACGAGAGGUCUAGCGAUAAGUAUCGCUCUCUUGAGCGUGAGCCUGAGAAGGAUAGGUCCAAAAAACGACACUCUGCUAACCGAAAAGAAGACUUCCUAAAAGAGGAAUAUAUAACAGAAGUAAGUGCUUUAUCUCCUAACGAAAACCAUAAAAAAAGAGAUCACUCUGAAAAAAAAGCACAUCGCCACAAUCAGGUUUCUCCAAAACCUACCAAAGAUGAUUGGCCAAAAGGUUUAAGUGAAAUAACUUUGGGACCAUAUGAGCAAUAUUUCGUGUUUGAGAAGGAAAUGCACAGUAAAAAUUGCAAAAAGCAUCAAAAGCCUGCUUUAAGACCCUCGAUUGAGAAACGACACGAGUUAUUCCACGAAGAGGCUAAAAAGCUUCAUGAACGUGCCCCAGAAAUCCCUAAAGAAACCCCGAAAGUAAUCGAAGAAGAUAAAAUCCAUCAGAUCGUAGAAGGGGAUAUGAAGAAUUACUUCGGUAAAAUCCAAGCGAUGAUAGAUACAAAGUUGGAUGCCAUAUUACAAGGAACCAAGAGACGUUCAGGAUCUACCACAGGGGAUAGCAAACCGGACAGCAGGAGAAGCAGCAGAACGAAACCGAAGGAGGACGAAGACAAAAAGAAGAAAUCGCGGCGCAGUAAAACCCGUAUGAAAGAAUCUGAAGUAAGAAAAGAGGAAAAACGAAAACGUCCCAAAUCUGUUACUAAAGAAGAAAUUGUUAAUGAAGUACUAAAACGAAUUCAAGAGCAACCGAAACAAACUUCUCCUGAGAGUCGAAAACUUAAAACAUCAUCAGAAUUAGGUGCAAAUGAGGCUAAGAGUCGGUCAAGCAAGAAGGUAACUGAAAAACCCACACUGGAUUUACCACUUGCCACUAAACCCAAAAGUCGUAGCCGACCUUCUUCUGAUAAGCAACCUUUAAUAAGAGAUGCACAUGAAAAUGAUCAUUUGAGGCACAAAAAAGAAAUUCGACAAUUUAAGGAGGACCAAGAUUGGGUUCGUCGCCUAAGAUUAGCCAAAAAAGAACUAAAACCUCGAGACUCCCUGGAAUGUAUCAGACAUAAAACUCCUCUUCCUUAUUCAAGAAAACAACGAAAAGAACCAUUUCGCUUCUCAGCUCCUCAACCGGAAGACGCAAGCUGCAGAAGCUUUUCUGAGCAAUACAUCAAUGAACAUACAUAUGGUCUUGUAUGCUCUGCAAGCGAAGAAACAAUUAGGGGUAAUAAGAAGUAUAAGCUAACAAAACAACCCUUAAGACAAACAGCUUCUCCUUGCCGCAAUAAAUCUACUAAAAACCUAUUUAAAAAAAAAUCCAGUGCUUUUCUAGAAGAGAUUUUUUUACCACCGGAGGCCUUUAGACCAGAAACACACGUUUUAUACAGAAACCCUCAGGACUUUAUAGUUCAAGGCAUCGAACCACCCAUGCAGGACUGUAUUAGGCCAAAAUCCCGUAAAAAACCACCAGCGGUUAGGAAACUUGAAUGUAAAACGGUAUCUAUAGUGGCAAUUCAGCCGCAGUUAAACAUAAAAGAAUUACCGGUGGUCACUCAGACUCAGACGAGCAGCAAAUCGGGCAAAUCCUCAGCCACUGAGAAGGAUUUGGUUCAGAAACGGAUGCAAUCGAAACGCUUUAAGUCGUAUUAUAAAUACUCAGAUAUGCAUGAUGAUUCUUCUGAGGCUAAGAGUAUUAUAAGUGAUAGUUGUAAAAUUGUUUCUGAUCCUUCUGAGGAGGUGUUCAGAAAGAGGCAGCACGGAGAGAACUGUCAAGUCCUGCCAGGAGGAGGAGGAAACAAGAAGUGGAACAGAGUGUCAACACCAAGAGACUCUCACUUGAACAACAUCCUGGAAGAACCGUCUAACGUGUGCAUCACGAACGAAGAGCAUGACUAUUUCGUUCCUUUAAAAGGAACAAGGGAGUUUUACCAUAGAGCACUAGCCAGUAGUCACUCGGACUAUUGUUUUAGAAUUGACAAAAAACCUGCACAUUCUAAAAUUAGUAUUCAGUCCGGAGAUUUGGAGGAUAUGCCGUAUAUUAGAUAUGGAAAAAAACAAAGGGGAUCAAUAAACCAAUUCAAAAGUUUUCCUCAGCACUUUGAAGCCCCAAACCCGAAAUCCAAAUCAGACGUAUUACUAAGGGACCACCAAGCAAAAGAAGUAAUAAGAUACAUAUUCCUAGACGAUAAAAAUAGUCACAUGAAAGGUUUAUUCAAACGAGAAUCGCUAUUCAAAACUCUUCUCAACGAAAAAGACUUUUGCCCGAAAAUAACCAAAGAGAUCCAAACUGUCCAGACCCGAGAAGCCGAAGUACUGGCAAAAGGAGUAAAAAGUGCCCAACAACAAAAACAAUUUGAGGAAAUUUACCGUACUAUCGACGACCUAGAGGGCAACAUCCUAAACUCCUUGGGGGUAAAAAAAGCUGACGCUGCCACCAGUGCCGCCAACCUUAGGGACCGAUCCAUAUCGAGACCGUCAAGUAAAGCAAAAGAACUAGAAAAGAAACCGAAAAUGGUGGAUCAUUGCACGGAGGCUGUGACAGAUAAGAAGCUGAACAGAGAAGAUAAAACCAAAGAUUUAACUUUAGAAAUUAAGCAUGUUAAGAUGGUUGAUGCUGCUACAGGCAAUUCACCUCCUUUAACACCUCGAUUGAACAGAGAUGAACAUACGAGCACCAAAGUUCAAAACGUGGUUAUAGCAAAUAAUGUAGACUCAUCACUGAAGAAGCAUCGAAAGGGCAGCGUAAAGUGUAAAAUACCCAAGCCCCAAUCAAAAGACCAUAGCCAUAGAUCUUUGUCAUUUAAAAAAUCUACUGGAGUAUCCCCAAUACGGGUCUUUGGCGAAGAAGAAGCUAUACAGGUGAAUUUAAGCUUGACCCCAAGAACCCUCAAGGCCCCACAGACAACCAAAAAGCUAUCAGAACAAAAGAAGUCUAAUUUGACUCCUGAACAGAGCCCCAAUAGAAUACCGAUCUCAAAACUCACCAAAACUCGCCCUAAAGAACCGAACUUUCCAGUUAGAAAGCAAAAACCUAAAGAACCUUGCUCACUUAAACCAGUAAAUAAAAUUCAACACGCGGUCCGUACCUUUAGGAGCAGAAACAUGGUACCAAUGAGUGGUAAUAACGCUUUAAAGCAUAAAUCUCCAGCUAGAUCAGCCAAUCGCGAACGCUCUCCCACACCCAAACGAACCGAAGAAACUUCAACAGAUAAAAACGUUUGCCAGCCUUGCAUUCAUGUGGCUGACUCCCCUAAAAGAGCUAAAGCUGAGCCAAAAACAUCCAUAGAACCCAUAAAUGAUCCGCUUAACAUUAACGUAACCGCUUACAAUUGUCAACCCACCCUCCAGAUCAACUUGGUGCAAGCCGAGGAAAGUCUUACGUCUUCUGUAAGUGAUGGCGUUCCAAGACAUAACCGUAGAAGCAAAUCACUUGUUGACUUACGCACACAAGAACUGGUCCUGGAAGGUUCAAAAUCCGAAAUAUUUUGCUGCACACAAGCAACUACUUGUAAUAGGACCAUGACCAACGGAAGCAGCCUUCUAAGCACCAAUAAUAUGGAGAAAUUCACUAACGUUCCAAUGUUCCGUUACCCAAGGACCAACAAGGAUAGAUUUACGGCAGCCAGGAUUUAUGGAAGCACCCUUUUUGUUACGAAAGACUAUAAAAACCAAGAUAUGAGCGCCUACGAGAGACGCAAGCGGUACGACCAAGAUAUCCGCAAGAAAAAGAAGAGAAUCGCCGACAAGCCUUUGGAUGUUAAACCCACGGGAGGCCCGCAGACUUUCGAGGUGCGAUUUUUGUCCAUGGAGGGCCCACAACAAAUUGAAACUGAUUCCCCUAUAAUUAAUAUUAGUUUAGGAGGGAAUGCAAUUUAUCAAUCUCAAGAUAUAAACAGCUACUCCAGACCUGAAGAGUUUGACAUAGAAAAGGAGCUAUUAGGAAUGUUGAAUGUGGGGGAACAAGACCUUUUGUUCGAUCAACAUCUAAAAGCUGACAAGUUACUAUCAUUGGUUCACAAUGAUGAAAAAAUCGUGACUCAGAUAUACCCUCCAGAAAACCUUGACAAACCAAGCAAUUUGCUUGCUGCGCAAAAAAGUAUUAAAAGGCAUAUGGGCUUUUGCUUGGAUGCCUUUUGUGACGACAGCACUGAGAGAAGCGAUUUUUCAAGCAGCAAUAACCUGCAUUUACCUGAUGACAUAAGUAGUUCUAAUAACAAUUCACUCCAGUCUGGUAACGGCUUUAAAACCUCCAUGGACUUAAUUAGUGCCGAAGCCUUAAAUUGCUUAUCAAAGUUGCCGAUCUUGACUCAACCGUUGAGUUGUCCUACUUUUCCAACUGGCUCACCCUCUUUCGCUUAUCUUUAUGAAGAGUCUGGCUCAGAAAUCAACGAUUCUUACAACAACCAAAAUACGCUCAAGGAUCUUGUAAAACCGUUCAAUCAACAAAGUUUUCGUUUUAACGCCAACCAGUACAACGUGGAGACUCCGUUUCACCAAAAGGACGAUAUAGAAAGCAGUUUUACUGAAUCGGUGGAAAGCGGUUAUGCCAGCGUCAAGUCUAGAAACUGUAAACCUCACUCUUUAACCAACUUUUUCAAAAGACCCAAUAUUGCUGCCUUACUAAAACCACCAAGUUCAAGUUUAAAGAGAACUUUUAGUGGACAUGGUGUGAGUAAACAGACAAAUUAUGACGAAAUGACGAAAAGGUGCCAACUUUAUGCUAAAAAAGUGAGAGAGAGCAGCGAGAUGAAGUUGAACGAUAACAAGGAGCAAUACCAAGAGAUUUCUUUGCAAAUGUUGCUAGGGAAGAGCAGCUCGAUUAUUUUAGAGAGGCAGACGUUGAGCUUUAAGUCAAUAGAUGACUCACCAAAUAGCAAGGAUUCUGAGAUAAAUGACACUGAAAAAGAUAUUGCGGAUGAUAAACAAGAAGUUGAUAAAACUGAAUCAUUUUCAAGUAAAGGGUGCAAACUAGUGCUCAGCAACCACAGUCUUAAACUUAAAAGUACAACUUACUUAGGGCCAGAGUUUUUCCCUACUAAACUGGUGGAUACAGGGAGUUUUAUGGCCCUGCAUAAGAAAACCUUAGAAUCCUCACAAGAUAUCAAUAAGUCUAACUUAAUUCUGGAUGAUGACUCAACAAACCCAUUUCUGACAAAAUCCGAAAGCGACGAUCUUUCCACCAAAAACUUUUUCUCACUGUUGGCGAAGAUAUUCGAAAAAGAGCUGGAAAUUUGCAAUAAGCUUUAUAAGGAUAAGGAGUUUAACGAGUUAUUAGCACAAACAAUUAGAAAGUGUAAAAAUGAAAGAAGAAAAACUGAGAGGUGCUUUGGGUUUUUUAAACGAAAACUAUCCGGAAAGCGAGAUGAAGAAAGUGCCCUUAAACUAAAGGUUAAACUGGAAGAAAAAGCCUCAGAACGUCUCCAGACCUUGGCAUCGAACACCAGAAAGUGUUUUACGAUGUUAGCGGAGGCGGUAGCAAUAAAUAAAAAUAUGGACAACAACGUGAUAAUUUGUGGACUUUUAAAGUUACUGGAACGUAUUGAAAAUGGACAGUUUGAAGUUGUACAGAACGAUGAUCAUUUAAACUUGGAAGAAGAAAUACGUUCUGAGAUUCUCGAAUCCUAUAAAAUUCUCUACGAAAUGUGCAAAAAAGAAGCGAAAAAGCACAAGAGACGACUUUCGGAUAACGACCUGGCACUUCUAAAGUCCUUUGUGAUCAAACAUAGGAUCGCUUUAUUAACUCAAACGGAUAUUAUCAUCUCGUAUAUCAGUCGUGGUCUUAUUUGUACGGAAAAUCAGCUUAAAGCUGCUGUGACGUUUCUGACCCGCUCCAUAUCAUCCGAUAUUAAUGUUAAGGACUUUGAGGCUUAUUGCCUUAGUCAAUAAAAGCAUCUCCUAUA